CACGAAUCCCCCCACCUUACCCCUUGGUGUAAGGGAAGUUCAUUCCGCAAUGUUUGCAGUGCCAGGAUGGAACGUCUCCGCACCUUUAGCCACCCAAACCGAGACCGCGAAACCAGCCCCAGAGGGCAAGAAGGGCAAGAAGCGGAAGCGGAACACCAAGGAAAUGCCAGUCAAUGAGGAGAACAUCGGGGCAUACUUUGAUGGAACUGCAGAUACUAGAAAAUGGCAGGUUAAGGAGUUGGAGAGCAAGGAAACUAAUGGAAAUGUGGUUGACAAGGGGACUGGUGCGAACGCGCAAAAGGUCAGUAAGAAGCGGAAAAGGAAAGGCGAUACAAGGCAGGGAGAGAAGGCAAAUAGCGAAGUGACCGGAUGCGGCAAUGAGUACAAUGAUCAGGAGAAUGUGGAGGCUGUUGUUCAAGAUUUAGGAAUGGAGAAGGUUGUUACAGAUCACAAAGCGGAGUCAAGGCUUGAGAAGAAGAAGCGGAAGAAAGACAAGAAACCCUCAACUGAUUCUUUGAUAUCCGAUGUUUCACUUCAAGACAUUGGUCGAUCUAUGGCCACGCAAAAGACAGCUGCGCCUGUAGCACAACCCUCAUUGCUCCCAACCAAAACCCUCACCCCCCUCCAACAAUCCAUGCGCGCAAAACUCGCAAGCGCACGUUUCCGCCACCUUAACGAAUCACUCUACACUAAACCCUCUCAAGCCUCUCUCUCUAUAUUUGCCGAGAACCCGGAGAUGUUUGAAGACUACCACCGUGGCUUUGCUCAGCAAGUCGAAGUCUGGCCCGAGAAUCCCGUAGACGGUUAUGGACCUAUGAUCCGGACACGUGGCAAAGCGCGGGACAAGAAGUUCAAGAAUGAUAAGCGGGCGAGACAACAAGCCUAUUCCGCAGACAAUGGCCAGAGAACUGCGGGGCCAAAACCGCUUCCCCGAGACUUCAAAGGCAACUGCACAAUAGCAGAUCUAGGUUGCGGUACCGCAUCUCUCGCACAGCGUUUACAACCUAACCUCCAAUCCCUCCGUCUUACCGUCCAUUCCUUCGACCUCUCCAAGCCAUCUGGCCCCAACGCCUCACUCGUUACAAUCGCAGACAUUUCUGCACUACCACUCCCCGACUCCUCAAUUGAUGUAGCAAUAUUUUGCCUCGCGCUUAUGGGAACCAACUGGCUCGACUUCAUAGACGAAGCAUAUCGUAUCCUUCGCUGGAAAGGCGAGCUAUGGGUAGCUGAGAUCAAAUCACGUUUCGGCCGCGUGACAAGAUCUGGAAAACCUCCGAUAAAUUCCGUAGGUUCGCUGCAAAAAAAGGACAAGAAAGUUAAAGGCAAGAAAAAGAAGGAGGAAGAGGUUGCUAAAGAAGGCGUUCAAGGUAGUGACGAUGAAGCCGAGCUUGCAGAGCACGUGGAUGGGGCACAAGGGAAAGAGGGGACGGAUGUUAGUGCCUUCGUUGAAGCACUUCGCAAACGAGGAUUUAUGUUGGACGGAGAACCUAAUGCAGCUAUCGAUCUCAGCAACAAGAUGUUCGUCAAGAUGCAGUUCAUCAAGGGCACAAACCCGGUGAAAGGGAAGAAUGUCAGAAUAGAGAGGGUUGAAAAUGGGUUGAAGAUGGGCAUGAAGGGCAAGAAAUUCACAACCGUGUCUGAAGAGGACAAUGAGGACGACGCGAAGGACGGAAUGGUCCUUAAGCCAUGCUUGUAUAAAAUCAGAUAAUCUACUGAUAUA
Molecule: messenger RNA, 1720 nt
Organism: Lindgomyces ingoldianus
Lineage: Eukaryota; Fungi; Ascomycota; Dothideomycetes; Pleosporales; Lindgomycetaceae
Exons: 1
Coding region: 50-1708 (552 amino acids)
Biological process (GO): rRNA methylation; ribosomal large subunit biogenesis
Cellular component (GO): nucleolus
Molecular function (GO): rRNA (adenine) methyltransferase activity
Source: RefSeq, a predicted model, not a curated record